Messenger RNA from Asparagus officinalis (garden asparagus), 3300 nucleotides. Its product is annotated as protein ENHANCED DOWNY MILDEW 2-like. NCBI's taxonomy places the organism in Eukaryota, Viridiplantae, Streptophyta, Magnoliopsida, Asparagales, Asparagaceae. The transcript is spliced from 19 exons. The coding region runs from base 168 to 3095 and encodes 975 amino acids. The record is from RefSeq and is a predicted model, not a curated record.
CUUUUUUGGUUGAUUCGACUUUUCAUUUUUCUCGAAAAAGCACAAAUUCUUUUUUGUUAAACUUACUGAAAAAUUUAUUUCCGCAGCUCAAACAUUAAUGGUUGGUUCGCUUAUUUUCUUUUUCCAGGUUUUAGGAACUGAAACCCUCUCUUGCAUUUGGGCGAAUCAUGUCUUCUUCAGUCAAUGAUGAUGAGCGUUUGCCGAAGUUGGUCACAGAUUACUAUUUUGUUGACGAUAAAGGGAUACCCAUCUCAUUUACUGCUUUGCCUUUCUAUUUAGAGGAGACUGAGAAAUCUAAUGCUACUAAGACACGAAUUUUUGUACGUGGCCUUGCUGAUGGUGGUCUUCAGAAAGUGUAUGAGCAGGUUACUUCCUGGGGACUGAGACUUGAAGAAGACCAACCUGAAGUUUUGGUUCUUUUAAGGGGAAACAAAUGGUCAAAGUUGCAGGAGCCAAGGAAGAGCUACAGGGGCAUAAUCGGAUCGAUACUGAUCACUAUAAAUUGGCUUCACUGCUUAAAAAGGAAACCUGAAGGAUCAAGAAAAGAGCUCUGGGACCAUCUGCAUAAAGUUUUCAGUUCAUUGGAAAAAAAGCCCACCGAGGAUGAUCUUACCCAACAUGUCUCUGUGAUCAAAACUAUUGCAGAGAGAGAUAAGACAGUAGCAAAAGCUGAGUUAUUAGUGAUGUUCUUGAAGCAGGAGCUUGGAGAAAAAACAAGUUUUCAUGGGGUUUCUGAACGUGGUUCAGUUGCGGAAAAGCCACUCAUUGCCUAUGAUAAUGCAGUGGAUGAGGGGGCUACUGGUGAUGGCUUGAUGGAAGAGCCUGGACUAUUUGAUUCUGUCUGUGCAAUUUGUGAUAAUGGCGGUGAAGUUUUGUGUUGCGAAGGGAGAUGCCUUAGGUCCUUUCAUCCAACCAAAGAUGCUGGUGCUGACACAAAUUGUGAAUCCCUUGGCUACACGAUGGCUCAAGUUGAGGCACUUCCAAACUUCCUUUGUAAAAAUUGCCGAUACAAACAACAUCAAUGUUUUGCAUGUGGGAAGUUGGGUUCCUCAGACAAAACAGCUGGUGCUGAGGUCUUUCCUUGUGCAUCUGCCACAUGCGGUCACUUCUAUCAUCCAAAGUGUGUUGCAAAAUUACUGUUUCCAGCCAGUGAACUAGAAUCUACAAAGUUUCAGAAGAAAGUUGAAGAUGGGGAAUCAUUUACAUGUCCCAUCCACAAAUGCGCUGUUUGUAAUAAAAGAGAAAACAAGGAAAUCCAUGAUUUGCAAUUUGCAAUUUGCAGACGUUGCCCAACAUCAUAUCACAGAAAAUGCUUGCCAAGGAAGAUUGUCUUUGAAGAUUCAGGUCUAGGUGUUUUGCAGAGAGCUUGGGAUGAUCUUCUUGAGGAGCGCAUCUUGAUAUAUUGCAUGAAACAUAAGAUAGAUAAUUUUCUUAAGACGCCUAUUAGAACUCACAUAAUAUUCCCUGCGAACCCUGAAAAGAGGAACAAAAUUAAGAUUGUAAUGAAGAAGAGGAAGAUUUAUGAUGAGUUCUCCAUGCAACCACCUUCUGUAAAAUCACAUAAACUGAAUGGAAAGCAUUCGAACAUAGACAAAAGUUGUUCAGUUGGAAGUGGCCGAGCAGAUACUAAGAAAAUGAAAAGCACAUCGUCUUAUUGUUUGAAGGCAUCCAUGAAUGGUAAGAACAAAGAUUCAAUGUGCUCAUCUUCUAUGGAUCCCAUUGAGAAGAAAUUUUAUAGUUCGUUUCCUGUUGCAGAUAUUGAAACCGUACAGAGACUGAAAACUCUUAUGGAUGAUGUAUCAUCUUCAUUGACACUUGAAGAUGUAAGAAAGAAGCACACAGUUCCGUCUACAUAUGCUCAUUCUGCGAGGCACACUAUCAAGGGUGUUACACUGGGGAAGGUGGAGGGUUCUGUUGAGGCUAUACGAACGGCUAUACAGAAGCUGGAAGCUGGCGGCAGCAUUGAUGAGGCGAAAAUGAUCUGUGAACCCAAAAUACUCAACCAAAUACUUAGGUGGAGGAAGAACUUCAAGGUUUAUCUCGCACCAUUUCUCCAUGGCAUGCGCUAUACAUCUUUUGGUCGCCAUUUCACAAAGUUGGACAAGCUUAAGGAGAUUGUAGAUAAGCUUCAGUGGUACGUACAAAGUGGUGACGUGAUAGUUGACUUCUGUUGCGGGGCUAAUGAUUUUAGUAAGCUGAUGAAGGAAAAACUUGAUGCAACUGGUAAAAGAUGCUUGUUCAAGAAUUAUGAUAUCAUUCAACCUAAGAAUGAUUUCAACUUUGAAAAGAGAGAUUGGAUGACGGUGGACCCUAAAGAAUUGGCAGAUGGGUCUCGGUUGAUCAUGGGUCUCAACCCUCCUUUUGGAGUCAAUGCAGCUUUAGCAAACAAAUUCAUUGACAAAGCUUUAACAUUUCGACCAAAGCUCCUUAUCCUUAUCGUCCCUGAGGAGACUGAAAGACUACAUAGGAAAAAUCCACCAUAUGAUCUUAUCUGGGAGGAUCGCGAAAAGCUCUCAGGAAAGUCGUUCUAUUUGCCGGGUUCAAUUGACACAGAAGAGAAGCAAAUGGAUACUUGGAAUAUGAAGUCACCGCCAUUAUAUUUAUGGAGUCGACGUGACUGGACAGGAAAACACAAGGGCAUAGCUUUGGAAAUGGGCCACAUUUCUGGGACUCAAGAAUUUGCUUCUUGUCAUGACCAUCCACCCAUUGAACCUACAUUUUACGAUAGAGACAAGGAAGCUAGUCCAAGAGCUGUUGAGUUGAGGACAAGUGUCGAAUGUAGAGAACUAAUAGAAGAACGUCUUGAUGUAUUGAAGGAAGGAGAAAUAGGUGAAUCUUCAGACAUGGAUAUCUCACCCGCAAAUAGAAGUGCCUAUGAAAGCUCAUUCGAAGUAGUUCCAAAUUUCGAGGUGUUUACAGAUGAAAGGAGCUACGCAUAUACUAGUCGCGAAGGCUUUGCUCCAGGGCCACUGCCCCCAUAUUCACACCAAGGCUCCGGUGGUUGGAUUGAAGACUAUACUAGUCCUAAAGGCUUUGCUCCAGGGCCACUGCCUCCGUACUCGCACCAAGGCUCCGGUGGUUGGAUUGAAGACUGAGCUUGAAAGUUUGUCCUUCUGUUUAAUUGCCUAUCUGGUGGCUGGGUUGAUGACUGAACUUCAACAUUGGCCUUCUUCUUUUUCAUUUCUGUAUCUAUUUGGUGUUGCUUCUGUUAAUUUCUAUUAUCGGCCAAACUAACUUAAAAAAGACUUUAUGAAAACUAUCCAAGAACUGGUCUAGUUAAUUGAUACUUGCCUACUUAUA